This is a messenger RNA of Seminavis robusta, 1140 nucleotides long. The record is from the annotation of a GenBank genome assembly. NCBI's taxonomy places the organism in Eukaryota, Bacillariophyta, Bacillariophyceae, Naviculales, Naviculaceae.
AUGACGACCAAGAAGCAAGUCCAGUUGUUCCUCAUGCCGACCCCCGGUGCCAAGCCGGAAUUCUUGGCCACUGUCGAGUCUGCAUCGGCAUCAUCUGCUUUGGACUCCUCCUUACCGUCGACCAUUGUGCUGGAGAAUUACACGCGCGAUGGCUGGGCGUGGAAACCCAAUCCUUCCGUGUGGAUGUCCCUGAGUGUUAAGAGCGUCGAUGGGAGAAACAAACUGCCUGGGUUUUUAAAGUACUUGAAGGAUCGAAAAAAGUCGGCGUAUGGUCGAUUCGGGGACAACAAGGGAGCCAUGUGGGUGAUUUCCUACAUUCAAAAGACGGGUGAAAGCAUGGAAUGUCGAUUUGCCUGGGAUCUCACGACCAUUCCAGGAAUUCCCAUGAAACAACCAGUGGCAGCGCCUCCUCCCAAGCCAGCAGCCCCCGCCGCUCCAGCGAAAGCAUCCAUUCGAAAAGGAAAGGCAGGAUUACUGGGAAAACUCGUCUCGUCCCAAAAACGUACCAACGCCCAUGUCAUUGUGGCCAACAAGAAACCGCAACAACCUGCCACACAACAGAAUAAUGCCGACGAAGGCGAGAACAGUGGUCCCAAAAAGACGGCUCAACAAGUAAUGGCCGAAUUUCGACAAGAAAUGGAACAGAAAUUCUUGGAUUUUGACAUUGCCUCGGAUUCUGUGCUGCGCGUAGAAAUCAAAUUGUCCGAGUAUCAAAAGGAUUUGGCCACCACGGAUGAUAUGCAAAAAGUCACAAUGUCCAUCUUACGGUACAUGGUGGAAGAAGCGGCCGAAGAAGUCAAUGAAGAAUGGAUUGCUCAUAAAGAGCCCUCGGAGUUUACCGAUGAAAUUACCAUUGCCGUCUAUAAGGAAGGAGAAGCACCACCGGAAGUAGUGGAGGAACUCAAUCGAGGAGAAUUACCGGAUGAAAUCAAGGGAAAAGCACAGGCCAUGCAAGCCAACCAACAAAAGGCAGAAGAGCAAAAGGCACACAAAGCACAGAUGGAAAUGCAGAAAAAGGCAUUGCAAGCAAAAGCCAACAAUAAUGUCAAGGAACUGAAUCAAAACAAACGAGAUCGACGGACCGUCGAAGAACUCCAACGAGGUGAUCCCAAUCCCAGUAAACGGAGUCGAACCGAGUAG